GGUAAAUGACUUUUCUGGUGAGUUUUGUUGACUGCUCUCGUUGAACUGUCCACUACUGGUUCGAAUAGUUCAAUCACAGAAUACUUGGUGUAAUGCAAGGUCUUCUCCGUUAUUUACUAGGAUUUUGAGGUUUAAAGUUUAAACUGUAUCCGCAUGCAAGGAAAAGGAUUGGGUAAGGCUAUUAACUUGUUGACGUCAAUUGACUUGUAAUAUCUCGUGCAUUAAAAAGGAGAAGAUGCUACCAAAUUGGAAGAAGCCCCGUAUUAAAUUGGCAGUCCAAUCUUUAGUUAAAACUAUGUUUUUGUUAAUGGAACAUCUAGGAGCAAAGAGAGUGACAAUAGUAUGAUGUAAAAGGAAACCAUGGAGCUUACUUUGGAGAAACGAUACCCAGUCUAUCCAAAAGAUUAUAAGUUACAGGAAGAAAUUGGAGAAGGUGUCAGUGCAACUGUGUACAGGGCUUUAUGCAUUCCACUUAAUGAGAUUGUUGCUAUCAAGGUUCUUGAUUUGGAAAAGUGCAAUAUUGAUCUGGAUGGCAUCCGAAGAGAGGUACAGACCAUGAGCUUGAUUGAUCACCCAAAUUUAGUAUGGGCACUUUGCUCAUUUACUACCGGUCACAGCCUUUGGAUUGUGAUGCCAUAUAUGGCUGGGGGAUCUUGCCUGCAUAUAAUGAAAUCUGAUUAUCCAGAAGGUUUUGAAGAGCCUAUCAUUGCUACUUUGUUGCGUGAAGUUCUUAAAGCUCUUGUUUAUCUUCAUGCCCAUGGGCACAUUCACAGAGACGUGAAGGCUGGGAAUAUCUUAAUUGAUUCUGAUGGCGCUGUCAAGCUGGCAGAUUUUGGAGUGUCAGCAUGCAUGUUUGAUGGAGACAGACAGCAUUCCAGAAAUACUUUUGUUGGAACUCCUUGCUGGAUGGCUCCAGAAGUUAUGCAGCAGUUGCAUGGUUAUGACUUUAAAGCGGACAUCUGGUCUUUCGGAAUAACAGCGCUUGAACUUGCUCAUGGUCAUGCCCCAUUUUCCAAAUAUCCGCCGAUGAAAGUUUUAUUGAUGACCUUGCAAAAUGCUCCUCCUGGUCUAGAUUAUGAAAGGGACAAGAGGUUCUCUAAGUCUUUCAAGGAGAUGGUAGCUACUUGCUUGGUGAAGGACCCAAAGAAACGCCCAACUUCAGAGAAGCUUUUGAAGCACCCUUUCUUCAAAAACGCACGCUCGUCUGAUUAUCUAGCUCGAACCAUUCUUGAUGGCUUUGCUCCAUUAGGUGAACGGUUUAGGGUGCUCAAGACAAAAGAAGCUGAACUUAUUGUACAGAAAAAGGCUCAAUAUGAGGACAAGGAGCAAUUAUCACAGCAAGAGUAUAUGAGAGGAAUCAGUGCCUGGAAUUUCAACCUGGAGGACAUGAAAAGUCAGGCUGCACUUAUUCAUGAUUACGAUGAUGUGCCAAAUGCAGAAGAUCAAGAUGGCAGCAGGAAGCAAAGUGACAGGAAUGGUGUCGCUGGAUUAUCUGUGGAGAGAAUGUCUUCUGAAACGGCUAGUACUUCCAUUUCUCCAAGUAGCCAGGAGGAGGGGCUUAACAAUCUUCUAGAUCUUGAGAGAUCACUUGCUUCAUUUCCUAUUAUACCUCUUCAAGCACUCAAAAACUGUUUUGAUAUUGGUGAAGAUUAUGAGGGUGCAAAGAGUCCAAAUCUGAGAGGUGUUAACCAAUCAGGAAGUGAGCCAUUCAUUAUAAAGUCACCAAGAGCUGCAGAUCUAGAUGCUAGUAGAAACAAGGGUGAGAAUUCCAGGCAAAGUGAAUCUUUACCUCAUCAGGUCAUUUCAGAUCACAAAAAGUUCUUGAGCGGUCCACUAAUACCUGAUAAUACCUUCUCUCCCAGAAAUGGUGACAGGGACUUACCACAGCCCAAAUUUCAAUCUGCACACAACUACAGUGGUCCGUUUUUGUAUCGCUGGAGGAGAGAAACAAAUUACCCUUCAUCAGAGGACGCAUCAGAGGGAGCAGUUGUUCGACGGGGACGCUUUAAGAUGACUUCAGCUGAACUCAGUCCCAAGGGACCCACAGACUUCAUAUUUAAUCCGAUUACCGGAGGUUCAACGAGUCCAACAUCUCUAAACCCUACAGUUAGUGCAGUUCUCCCAUCUCUACAAAGCAUUUUGCAACAUAACACUAUGCAAAGGGAAGAAAUCAUUAGACUGAUCAAAUAUUUGGAGGAAAGUUCUGGUAAGCUUGGGGAUUUGACAGAGUCGGGCAUCAAUGACCUUUUGAAGAUAGCGCCUUCCUCUUCAAGGGAGAGAGAACUGCAAUUCCAGGUGCUUCAGCUGCAACAGAGUAUGGGGAACCUCAGUGAGGAAUUGCAGAGACAGAAAAUGAAGAACAUGCAGUUAAAGAAACGAUUAAAUGCAUUGUCCAACGACAAAGAGUGAAGUGUACACCAUAUGCCCGGCGUCUCUUAAGCAGGACUGCAAAUUUUGAGACGCCGUUGCUUGAAUCUCAGUCUCUGGUAACUUUGCUGUAUUUAUUGACCACCAUAUUAUAUGUAUAUUUACAAGAGAUGAAUGUUAAAGAUG
Hibiscus syriacus is the source of this 2553-nucleotide messenger RNA. Its product is annotated as serine/threonine-protein kinase BLUS1-like. Gene Ontology annotation, biological process: protein phosphorylation. Gene Ontology annotation, molecular function: protein kinase activity; protein serine/threonine kinase activator activity; ATP binding. The record is from RefSeq and is a predicted model, not a curated record. The transcript is spliced from 21 exons. NCBI's taxonomy places the organism in Eukaryota, Viridiplantae, Streptophyta, Magnoliopsida, Malvales, Malvaceae. Bases 361 to 2409 code for a protein of 682 amino acids.